AUGCAGCUAGCACCAUGUGCGCUCAACUUGGCCGUGGAAAAUAGCGUCUUGACCGCGCCUACGAAUUAUUUAGGCAGUGAUACGGGCUAUCCAGACUGGACUACACUGCGGACAAGGGCGUUGCUAGAUCCGCUCUACGCCUCCGUUAUGUGCACCAUUGCGAGAGAUCACGGACCGCAGCCAAAGCAGGACAAUUUUUGUCCGCGUCGCGCCCUCAAGACCGUACUGUCAAAAGCAUCUCAGCGGUUCCAGCUGGAAUUUAUGAUAGGUUUUGAAGUCGAGUUUGAGGUAUGGAGGCGCAACGAGGACGACAAGCUGGUCUUGCACAGCACCGGCUUGGGAGGCGCGGCGUGUUCUGGCCUCCGCCAUGGAUGCUACGAGUACGUUGAGGAAACCAUGAUGAUACUCCUGGAAGCUGGGGUUGGACUGGAGGCGAUGCAUACUGAAGGGCAAAAAGGGCAGUAUGAGUUCUGCCUGGCGCCGAAACGACCUAUGGAGGCUGUGGAUGAGCUGGUGUUUGUUCACGAUACGCUUAAGAGAGUGUUUACUCGCCAUGGGUUGAUAGUCACCAUGUUUCCGCGUCCGGCGGCAGAUCGAACUCAAUCUAUUGGACAACACGUUCACAUCUCCAUCGGUAAUCGCCCGGAAUUGGAAGUUUCUUUCCUCGCUGGAAUUCUACGUCAUCUCCCUAGCUUGAUCGCCUUAUGUUUACCAUACGAUAUGUCAUAUGCAAGGCUCAGGCCCGGGCAAGGUGGCAGCCACAUCGUCGCCUGGGGCACGCAAGACCGUCGGGUCCCCGUCAGGAAAGUGAAAUCAUGCCAUUGGGAGCUGCGUUGUGUUGACGCGACGGCUAAUAUGUGCCUUGUGCUGGCUGCGACGCUGAGCGCGGGAUUGUUGGGCUGCAUGAACCGCGAAGUGCUGCAGUUUCAGGAUACUUCGUCUUUGAGCGAGGAGGAGAUUAUUAGGAGCGGAGAUGUAUAUAUUCCUGGAACGUUUGAGGCUGCUCUGGAUCAGCUUGAGCGGGUCUACGAAAGUGAGGGCCAGUUCAAGGCCAUUGAGAGGUCGAUGGAGAGUCAAGUUAUCAGACAUUACUUGGAGAUGAAGAGAUUUGAGCUGUCUAAGUUAACUCAGAUGGGAGCAGAUGAGGCAAGGAGUCUGCUUAUUGAGUUGUUUUAA
Hirsutella rhossiliensis is the source of this 1176-nucleotide messenger RNA. RefSeq names its product glutamine synthetase, catalytic domain-containing protein. NCBI's taxonomy places the organism in Eukaryota, Fungi, Ascomycota, Sordariomycetes, Hypocreales, Ophiocordycipitaceae. The record is from RefSeq and is a predicted model, not a curated record. Bases 1 to 1176 code for a protein of 391 amino acids. Gene Ontology annotation, molecular function: glutamine synthetase activity. The transcript has a single exon.